Molecule: messenger RNA, 2385 nt
Organism: Effrenium voratum
Lineage: Eukaryota; Dinophyceae; Suessiales; Symbiodiniaceae
Source: the annotation of a GenBank genome assembly
AUGACGCCAGCAGUGAUCGACGACACUACUUUAUACGCCGUUCUGGCACCGUUCGCCGCAGCCGUGGUCGCUCCGUUUUUGACGCGCUUGCUCAAACACAAUGCGGCCUGGCCACUUGCGCUGGUGCCGGCACUGAUCUUCCUGCAUUUCGUUGGUUUCAUCGAGCCGGUGUCCCGGGGAGAGACGUUCGUGGCGGCCAAGGCGUGGGCGCCCAGCUACGGCAUCAAUUUUUCGGUUUACGUCGAUGGCCUGUCAACACUCUUCGGCCUGCUGAUCUCAGGUAUCGGCACGUUCAUCAUUCUCUACGCGGGCGGUUAUCUGAAAGGGCAUCCUCAGCAGGGACGGUUCUUUUCAUUCCUGUUCAUGUUCAUGGGAGCGAUGCUCGGGCUCGUGCUCGGCAACAACCUGAUCUCGCUGUUUAUUUUCUGGGAGUUGACGUCGAUCACGUCGUUCCUGCUGAUCGGCUUCGAUCACCUUCGUGCUGCCUCCAGAAGAGCUGCAAUCCAGGCGCUUGUUGUGACCGGCGGCGGCGGGCUUGCCCUGCUGGCAGGCUUCAUUCUGAUCAUCUCCGCGACCGGCGAGAUCGAGAUGUCCGUGCUGCUGGGCUCACCGGACAUCAUCAAGGAUUCGGGGCUCUAUCUGCCGAUUUUCCUGCUGGUUCUUGGUGGUGCUUUCACGAAGUCGGCUCAGUUUCCGUUCCAUUUCUGGUUGCCGAACGCGAUGGAAGCGCCGACUCCGGUUUCCGCCUAUCUCCACUCCGCGACCAUGGUCAAGGCGGGCGUCUACAUGCUGAUGCGCAUGCAUCCGCUUCUCGGAGACACGGUACUCUGGACUACCGUGCUGCCCUUGUUCGGCGGUGUGACGCUUCUGGUCGGAACGAUCCUUGCGGUCCGCCAGACGGACCUGAAGCUGAUGCUGGCCUAUACAACGGUGGCCUCGCUCGGGCUCCUCGUGAUGCUCACCGGCACCAGUCAUGAAAAAGCUCUCGAAGGCGCGGUUCUAUAUCUGCUGGCCCAUUCGCUCUUCAAGGGGGCGCUCUUCAUGGUCGCCGGCACGAUCGAUCAUGAAGCAGGGACGCGGGAUGUUACCAAGCUCGGUGGUCUCAGAAAGGCAAUGCCUGUCACCUUUGUGGCAGCCUGUCUGGCGGCACUUUCCAUGGCCGGACUGCCACCCUUUAUCGGUUUCAUAGCCAAGGAAGUGCUCUACUACGGGACCUGGGGUUGGCUGGAACUCGGAUUGCCAAUCACGAUCACGGCCGUCGUCGGGAACUCGCUUAUGCUGGUGAUAGCGGCAGCGGUGGCGAUCAAGCCGUUCUUCGGGCCCAAGGUCGAGACACCCAAACAUGCGCAUGAGGGACCGGUGCUUCUGUUUGCCGGGCCUGUUGUGCUGGCACUUACCGGCCUUUUCCUGGCAUUCAUCGCUCAUACGACCGGUAUCCUGUUCGUCGGUCCGACCCUGUCGUCGCUGUUGGGUACCUUCACCGAGGUGGAUUUGCAUCUGUGGCCUACCAAGAUCAACGCGCCCUUGAUCCUGUCGGUCAUCACUAUCGGUCUCGGUAUCUUUCUGUUCACUCAACUGGACAGGCUGCGCGAGAUCAUCGCGUCCAUCCUCAAGUCGAUCGGCUGGGGACCGGACCAGGGGUUCGACCAGUUCGUGAGCGGGAUCGUCCGGUUCGCCACAUGGCUGACCAGGCUGGUUCAGACGGGCAAGAUGCAGACCUACAUGCUUCUGACUUUCUUUUUCACGGCACUGGCGGUGCUGCUGCCCGGCUACCUGACGAACAGUUUCCCGGCAAUGCCGAAACUUCCAGAACACCGCUUCUACGAGUGGGGCAUUCUCCUGAUCGCGGUGCUCGGUCUUUUUGCAAUCCUGGUUGCCAGAACCCGGCUGACGGCCAUCGUGUCGCUUGGUGUCCAGGGCUUCGCCGUGGCUCUGAUCUUCAUGAUGUUCGGUGCUCCGGACCUUUCCUUCACGCAGUUCAUGGUGGAAACGCUCUCGGUCGUCAUUCUGGCGCUCGUGAUGACACGCCUCAAUCUAUCGCCACGUGACCAUCGCACCGUUCCGGCGAGACUGCUGGCGGGUGUUGUUGCGGUUGCCGUCGGGCUUGGCCUUGGGUUGACGCUGCUUUCCAUCACGCAACAGCCGUUCGACAGUACCUUGUCCGUGUUCUUCACGGAAUUCAGCCGGUCGAUUGCUCACGGACGCAACAUCGUCAACGUGAUCCUCGUUGAUUUCCGCGGAUUCGAUACGCUCGGUGAAAUCGCGGUCGUCGUCCUGGCCGGUCUGUGUGUCCUGGCUCUCAUCAGGGUGCGGACCAAACCGGAUACCGUGCUGGACCCGCCGCCUGAACGCACCGGUCAAUCUCAAAAUGCGGAGGCUCGCUGA